This is a messenger RNA of Caenorhabditis briggsae, 1320 nucleotides long. The transcript has 9 exons. The coding region runs from base 1 to 1320 and encodes 439 amino acids. The record is from RefSeq and is a predicted model, not a curated record. Lineage: Eukaryota; Metazoa; Nematoda; Chromadorea; Rhabditida; Rhabditidae.
AUGUCACGCCUAUCGUCCCUGUUGAUUCUUGUCUGCAUCGGAGCACUUCUCGUUGAGACAUUCGCCGCUCCUGACGAGCCAAUCAUCGUCCGCUCGAAGCGUCAGCAAUGUCGUUGUGUCAAGAAUCCAAACGGUGGACUCACGUGCAGUUGCGCCAAGGGACCAGCUAACGGAUCUUCCUCCUCCUCAUCCGUCGGAAACGGAGUCCAGUACGAUGUUCCUCAAUCAACCGAAAUCGCCCAACAGUUGACCCAAAUGACUCAACAAUCGCCUGGAAUGGGAGCAGCGCGUUGCGGAUGCAUCCAGAUUGUGAUUCAAGGAGCACCACAAUACAACUGCCAGUGUGGAGAUCAGAAUGGAAAUCCACUCCCAACCUCCACCACAAUGGCUCCAACCACAACCUCCACCUCCACCACAACCACCACAACCACAACCACACCAGCCCCAACCACAACAUCAACCACCACCACUCAGGCGCCAGUUUCCUAUCCUCAAGUGCCAACUCAAACUCAGGGAAAUAACGGUGCUUGCAACUGCAUCAUGAUCAGUAUCACCAGUCCACAAACCGCUCAAUAUCAGUGCCAGUGUGCUCAGCCACAACAGCAACAGCAAUUCAUCGUGGACUACGAAGACCCGACAGAAGAAUACGGAUCACAAACCGCCAUUCCUGGAACUCUACCAGCACCAGCAACCACAACUCCACUUCCACAAACCACGCAGCCAACAACCACCACCACACCAUCCACAACUACUCCAUCAUAUCCACAAUUGAAUCCAUCAAUGUACACACAAUCCCCACCUACCGUAUACCCGGCCAUCGGACAACUGGCCACUGGACAAGAGACAUGUUAUUGUCUUGAUCCAACGACCAGCAUCAUGUCCGGUUGUGGGUGUCGGUGUAAUUGUGCCACGUUGAUGGUUACUGUACCGAAUGCGUACUGUGGAUGUCCACAACCAGGACAGGUCCAAUACGCGGAUACCUACGACUACACUCAGGCGUACACUCAACCACCAACGACCACCACAACCGCCCCAACCACCACGACACAAGCUCCAACCACGCAACCACCAACUACCACGAGUCCCAUCCAGUAUGCUGAUCAAACUGCCACCCAAUACCCACUGACAACCACCUGUGUCAUGUAUGUCAAUGUGCCAACGACCGCAUGCUCCUGCCUUCCACAGUACGACCAGUGUGCACAAAAUGUGUGCUGUUUGAAAGCCAAGUACAGAAGUUACAAGAAAGCCGAAGAAACCCAACCAUCGACCCUCGACGUGCUCAUGAACGUUCUCCAAACCAUCAAGACAAAACUUGAAUAA